UUGUCAAUUAUGACAAGCGUAGACGUUGUAAACAGUGUAGGUAGGUACAUUAUUCGUUAAAAUAGUGAGACUCGUUUAAAUUAGGGUACAAAGUUCAACGAGGUAAAAAAGUUUUUUUAGCUGAUUAAGAUUAAAAAGAUAGCGAGCAUAUUUAUAACAGUAAGCAGAUGUGAAUUAUGUCUAUAUUACCCGAGAGUUUACUGUCGACAUUAGCACGCCAAAGUUGUGUAUCCAAAUUAAAAGAUGUACCAUCCUUAGUGCCAAGUCCUGGAGAAUCUAAAGUAAAAGCUGCCGUGCUGCUUCCACUGUUCGUGCAAAAUGGGGAAGUACAUAUUUUAUACACACUGCGGUCAUCUAAUUUGAGUAGUCACAGCGGUCAAGUGUCAUUUCCAGGGGGAAAACUGGACGAAAAUGAAAAAGUAAUUGAUGCCGCUUUGAGAGAAACUUAUGAAGAAAUUGGAGUACCUCCUGAGUCAGUGGACGUGUGGUGUGAAAUGUCACCCUUACAAGGACGUGACAAAACAGUACUCAUAACACCAGUGGUUGCUUUCAUUAAAAACCUAUCUGUAAACAAUUUAACCCCCAACGUUGAUGAAGUAGAUGAAAUAUUUUCAGAGCCUAUGUCUUUUUUCUGUGAUCAAACAAAACAUGCUCAUUUAAAACAUGAAAAUUACAUGCUGCCAGUAUUUUUAGGAAAGCACAAAAUAUGGGGUAUCACUGGACUAAUAACUCAUAUAUUUCUUCAGUGUUUUUUACCAAGUCAAUUGUAUCAAACAGACUUUGGUAGGAAAAGGUACAAAUUGGAAGAACUUUUGCCAUCAAAGCUAUAGAAAUCUAUAUUUUUUAAUUUAUAUUCUGUAUUUUUUACAUUUGUUUUUUUUUUUAUAUUGAUUAUCAAAUGUUAUGCUUUGGAAAUAUUAUUUUUAUUGUAGCGGAAGGUUGAAGGUUGGAAGGAUAGAAUUAAUAUUUAACACCCAAUGAUAAAUCUGUAUUUUUUAUUAUUAAAUAUAAAUAACAUAUUUUCACAUUUUAAGUGCAAUGAGAGAAUAUAUUAUACUAAAUAAUUUUAAUUUUAACAUAUACUUUUACACGGCAAAAGAGUUUAAUCUGAUGUAAGAAAAUGACAAACAAACAAUAAUUUUAAAUUGAUAGAUUCCAUUUCUUUGACUGUGCUUAUAUCUACAUGUUGCUAAGAUAAAUAAAUAACCUGAUAAAAUAACUUUAACUGUAUUAAUAAAAUUUAAUUAAAUAGUAGUCAUUAAACUAGAAAAAAUGUUAAACAUACAAUGGUGAUAGAGAUUAUCAAAAUUUUAUUUUUAGUUUUAUGAAUUACAAUAAAAUAAUGUUAAAAUAUAAUCAUGCUAUGAAUUGUGUUAUUCAAAAACAUUAAAAAAAGUCUAUAUCAUUGAAUACUAUUUUCAAACAUUAAGAGUUAAACAUACUUUCAUGAUAUUGAAGGUUAUAAAGAACUAAAAUUUUAACCUUAAUUAAGAUUACUCAGUAAAAGUGUCGCACAAAUCGUCUUUCAAGACUAAAAGGUCCUUUCCAAAUAAGGCUUUAAAGUAUCUGGAAUGACAGUCAAAUUCGCACUUGUUGUUGAAGUUCAUGUUACUCCGGCCGUCUGACGCACAGAGGGGCAGAUAUAUUUUGGCGCAGGGGCACAUAUUAGCCCACAAUUUGCUAUGUGGUUCUGGCGCACAGAGCGAUGAAGCCACCAAGACCGCCAGAAGAGUAACUAGAAAAAUAAGUAUUUCGUUAAUAAACUUCAGCUAUGUAUUACUGUGUGACUGUAACUGAUAGUAAAUGAAUUUUACAUUUUA
This is a messenger RNA of Melitaea cinxia (Glanville fritillary), 1820 nucleotides long. Its product is annotated as mitochondrial coenzyme A diphosphatase NUDT8-like. Lineage: Eukaryota; Metazoa; Arthropoda; Insecta; Lepidoptera; Nymphalidae. The transcript has a single exon. The record is from RefSeq and is a predicted model, not a curated record. The coding region runs from base 177 to 830 and encodes 217 amino acids. Gene Ontology annotation, molecular function: coenzyme A diphosphatase activity.